Messenger RNA from Phoenix dactylifera (date palm), 656 nucleotides. Lineage: Eukaryota; Viridiplantae; Streptophyta; Magnoliopsida; Arecales; Arecaceae. The record is from RefSeq and is a predicted model, not a curated record.
CAGAGGAGGGAUCGAUGUAUUAGAUUCAGUUCAGCCUAGGAUAACUGAACUCAUGAGUUCUUGGGUUCGCACCAUCACCUCCCCCUUCAGAAAAGCUUGCACUCUCUUCAGCCCUUCCAGAGACAAGAAGUCCCAGGCUGGUAUGUCUCAAGCUUUAUCUACCUUUUGAUAUGAUCACCAUGGCUUGAAGCUUCAUGGGGAGGUGAUGGCUUGCUCGUAUGAGGAUGUCCGAGUGAUGUGGUCCAUCCUUGACAAGUCCAGGCCCAGAAACCAUAGCUCGAGCUCUUCAGACGGCUACGAUGGUCGCCCAGAGGAGUACGUAGAAGAACACGUACCGUACCCGGGCAAGCAGAUGCAACUUAAGUUGCAUGCCCAAGGUAUAGGUAUGUAAAUCAUAGUUUGGUAGGAAAGGAGAGGUAUGAAGGAGAUGCCCAAAAAUGUGUCUUCUUUAUUAAUUAGUUUUAUGGAGAAGACAACUCCCUGUAAUUGUUCUUUGCCAUGUUGCUUUAAUUGAAUCCCCAUGGAUAAUGUUGAACUCCAUGGUGAGAUUUGGUGAACUUUUGGUUUGUAUGACGUGUGCUUUUAGUAAAAAACGCAUUAUUAAUUGAAUCCCCUCAAAAAAAAAAAACAUUAAGCAUUAUUGAUUGAAAUGAAAA